This is a messenger RNA of Propithecus coquereli (Coquerel's sifaka), 506 nucleotides long. RefSeq names its product mitochondrial ribosomal protein L57 (gene MRPL57). NCBI's taxonomy places the organism in Eukaryota, Metazoa, Chordata, Mammalia, Primates, Indriidae. The record is from RefSeq and is a predicted model, not a curated record. Gene Ontology annotation, molecular function: structural constituent of ribosome. The transcript has 2 exons. Gene Ontology annotation, cellular component: mitochondrial ribosome. The coding region runs from base 72 to 380 and encodes 102 amino acids. Gene Ontology annotation, biological process: mitochondrial translation.
CGCGUGCGUUCCGGGUACAGCGUCGGCUCGGGGACUAGGGGCCGCGGACUCCUGCGGAACGGGCUGGCACCAUGUUCCUGACCGCCCUCCUCCGCCGUAACCGCAUACCUGGCAGGCAGUGGAUCGGGAAGCACCGGCGGCCGCGGUUCGUGUCGUUGCGAGCGAAGCAGAACAUGAUCCGGCGCCUGGAGAUCGAGGCGGAGAACCACUACUGGCUGAGCAUGCCCUACCUGACCGCCGAGCAGGAGUACGGCCACGCCGCGGUGCGCAGGGCGGAGGCCUUCGAGGCCAUCAAGGCGGCCGCCACUUCCAAGUUCCCCCCGCACAGAUUUGCUGUAGACCAGCUCAACCAUCUCAAUGUCACCAAGAAAUGGUCCUAACCCUGAGCCGUCACCCCUCGAGUUUAUAGAUCACGGGGGGGCUGCCCUGUCUUUACCUGCUCCCGGAACCGAAAAACUAGUUCCUAUAAAAAUGUGAGCCGUUGGACCAGUUUUAUUAAAACAAAC